Coregonus clupeaformis (lake whitefish) is the source of this 3033-nucleotide messenger RNA. RefSeq names its product zinc finger protein 14-like. Gene Ontology annotation, biological process: regulation of DNA-templated transcription. The transcript has 2 exons. The annotation marks the transcript as partial. Lineage: Eukaryota; Metazoa; Chordata; Actinopteri; Salmoniformes; Salmonidae. Gene Ontology annotation, molecular function: RNA polymerase II cis-regulatory region sequence-specific DNA binding; DNA-binding transcription factor activity, RNA polymerase II-specific. The record is from RefSeq and is a predicted model, not a curated record.
UCUCACUCUGACAGCGGGAAGAGUCCUUCAGGGGACCCAGACCAGGGUCCUUCAGGGCAAUCAGACCAAUCAGAGGCUCCCAAACCAGCAGGACAACAUCACUGCUCCCACUGUGGAAGGAAUUUUACUAAGUUAGGGAGCCUGAAGAAACAUGAGAGGACACACACAGGGAAAAAUACUUUCCAAUGUUCCGAGUGUGGGAAAGGUUUUCUUUGGUUAUAUCACCUUAAACGGCAUGAGAGGACACACACAGGAGAAAAACCUUUCCAGUGUUCAGAGUGUGGAAAGAGUUUUAACGAAUUAGGGUACCUGUUAAUACACAAGAGAAUACACUCGGGAGAGAAGCCUUACCACUGCUCCAAAUGUGGAAUGACUUUUACCUGGUUAGGGAGCCUGAAAACGCAUGAGAGAAUACACACUGGAGAAAAUCCUUUCCUAUGUUCUCACUGUGGAAAGAGUUUUAGCCAGUUAGGGAACCUAAAUAGGCACAAGGGGACACACACAGGAGAGAAGCCUUACCAAUGCUCUCAGUGUGGAAAGAGUUUUAGGGGUUUAGUGAGCCUGAAACAGCAUAAGAGAAUACACACAGGAGAGAAGCCUUACCACUGUCCCCAGUGUGGAAAGAGUUUUAGAUGGUUAGGCACCUUGAAAAUGCAUGAGAGGACACAUACAGGAGAAAAGCCUUACCAAUGCACCAUGUGUGGAAAGAGGUUUACCCAGUUAAAGUCCAUGAAAUUACACGGGAGGAUACAUACAGGAGAGAAGCCUUACCACUGCUCCCACUGUGGAAUGACUUUUACCUGGAUAAUAAACAUGAAAACUCAUGAGAGAAUACACACAGGAGAGAAGCCUUAUCAAUGUUCCGAGUGUGGAAAGACUUUCAGGGGUUUAGUAAACCUGAAACAGCAUGAGAGGACACACCCACAAGAAAAGCCCUACCAAUGCUCCCUGUGUGGAAAGAGUUUUACCAAGUUAGGGGGCCUGACUAGGCAUGAGAGGACACACACAGGAGGAGAAGACAUACCACUGCUCUCAUUGUGGAAAGACAUUUUCCGACCAGACUCUCACUCUGACAGCAGGAAGAGCCCUACAGCGGAACCAGACCCAGAGACGCCCAAACCAGCGAGACGAUAUCAGUGCUCCCACUGUGAAAAGAGUUUUAGCUGGUCAGGGAACCUCAAAGCUCAUGAGAGGACACACACAGGAGAAAAGCCUUUCCAAUGUUCCCAGUGUGGAAAGAGUUUUACCGUGUUAAAUAGCCUGAAAAGGCAUGAGAGAAUACACACAGGAGAAAAGCCAUUCCAAUGUUCCCAUUGUGGAAACAGUUUUACCCUGUUAAAUAACCUGAAAAUGCAUGAAAGAAUACACACAGGAGAAAAGCCUUUCCAAUGUUCCCAGUGUGGAAAGAGUUUUACCAUGUUAAAUAGCCUGAAAAGGCAUGAGAGAAUACACACAGGAGAAAAGCCUAUCCAAUGUUCCCAGUGUGGAAAGAGUUUUACCAUGUUAUAUAACCUGAAAAGGCAUGAGAGAAUACACACAGGAGAAAAGCCUUAUCAAUGUUCCCAAUGUGGAAAGAGUUUUACUCAGAUAGGGCACCUAAAACAGCAUGAGAGAAUACACACAGGAGAAAAGCCUUACCACUGCUCCCAGUGUAAAAAGAGAUUUUCCCGAUCAGAUGACCUAAAAGCUCAUGAGUGGACACACACAGGAGAAAAGCCUUUCCAAUGUUCACAGUGUAAAAAGCGUUUUACUGUGUUAGCUAACCUGAAAAGGCAUGAAACAAUACACACAGGAGAAAAGCCUUAUCAAUGUUCCCAAUGUGGAAUUAGUUUUAUUCAGUUAGCUACCCUGAAGGAGCAUAAGAGAAUACACACAGGAGAAAAGCCAUUCCAAUGUUCCCAUUGUGGAAAGAGUUUUACUCAGAGAGGGUAUCUAAAAGUGCAUGAGAGAAAACACACAGGAGAAAAGCCUUACCACUGCUCCCAGUGUGGAAAGAGUUUUACCUGGUUAAUGAGCCUGAAGGAGCAUAAGAGAAUACACACAGGAGAAAAGCCAUUCCAAUGUUCCCAUUGUGGAAAGAGUUUUACUCAGAGAGGGUAUCUAAAAGUGCAUGAGAGAAUACACACAGGAGAAAAGCCUUACCACUGCUCCCAGUGUGGAAAGAGUUUUACCUGGUUAAGGAGACUGAAGGAGCAUAAGAGAACACACACGAAAAAAGCCCCACCACUUCUCACUCUCUGUGUGGAAGGACAAUUUCCCAGUCAGAGAACCUGAAAUCACAUUAGAGAAUAGAGAGGCUGUGUUCUGACUUAUGUUUUUAACUGACAAUUUGUGUUUUUGUCUAUGCCACAUGAAAUCAUUUUGUUUAUAUGAAUUCUUACUCAAAAAUAGGCAUAUUUUUGUUUUUUCACCUCGAGGCCUGAUCAUAUCUAAAAUCAGAUUAAAUACUAUAAAAUGUGUAUUUUGUUUUGGUUAUGAGCUUUAAUGCAUUGGUUACAGGUAUAAACCCUCAGUUGUUCAUUAUAUAAUUUGGAUAUUGCUAAAUGUAAAUUAUUAUAUAGAUGAAUGGAACUUUGCAUUUCUUGAUUCUAACCUUGAAACCUAUAGACUUUGAUUUGAUAUAUAAGAUUAGGCUUUUGCUAAAUGAAUUUGAUUGAAAUUGAUUGGAUAUAUGAUUUGGAUAUUGCAAAAUGAAUUUGAUUACAUGAUUUGAAUAUUGCAAAAUGUAAAUGAUGAACUAGAUUCAUAGCAUGUGCAUUUCUUGAUUCUAACAUUGAAACCUUUUGAAUUGACUUGUUGUGUUUCAUUGAGUUAGUUUGUGUACUAGACGUCAAGCCAAAGGAAUAUGAAAAUGUGAUGAUGUUGUUCUGAGAACAUUGAUAAGUUGUUGACCUGAAAAACAUUCACUACCUCAUGAAUGUUCCAAACAGUAUUAUUCCACCAUGUCAGAGAGAACUGGUGCUGAUUGUAAAAAGGAUUUUAUUAAUGCAGCGUAAUUUUAUCUGAAUAGAAAUAAAAUCACAUGAGAGAAUA